Molecule: messenger RNA, 843 nt
Organism: Haemonchus placei
Lineage: Eukaryota; Metazoa; Nematoda; Chromadorea; Rhabditida; Trichostrongylidae
Source: the annotation of a GenBank genome assembly
AUGUCAAAAAUUGACGAACUUUCCGUAAUACAUGUGAAUUCGGCAGUGGAAGGUAUGGUUGGAAGCAGGGUAUGGAUGAUAAGAUGGAAUCACAGCGGGUCCCUUCUUGCCAGUUGCGGAGAUGAUAAAACCAUACGUAUAUGGAAGAAAAUUGAUCGUUUACCUUACUUGGAAUGCGCCACGACCAUCGAUGACAGCCACUCGAGGGCUGUUCGUUGUGUAGAGUUCUCUCACUGCGGUCGAUACAUGGCAUCGGCAGGCUUCGACGCUUGUGUUGUCAUCUAUAGCAAGGAGGAGGGCGAGUUUAUGGAAUCAAACAAGUUGGAAGGACACGAAAGCGAGGUCAAAUGCUGCGCAUUCUCACCAUCAGACGAAUUUCUAGCUACCUGUAGUCGCGACAAAAGUGUAUGGUUAUGGCAGAUGGAUGAGGAUGAAGAUUUUCAAAUAUCGUCUGUAUUGCAGUCUCAUACUCAAGAUGUCAAGUUCGUCGCAUGGCAUCCAUCUGAAGAGUUGCUUGUCUCCUGCAGUUACGAUUCGUCCCUAGUAUUUUAUAAAUUUGAUGGUGAGGACUGGAUAAUUCAGCAGAAGAUCCCAGAGGCCCACAAAGGAACAGUAUGGUGUGCCGCGUUCGACUCUGACGGUCACCGCUUUAUAACAGUUGGAGAAGAUCACGUAGUGCAGUUAUGGCGACGUUCCUCUCCGCAACAAUCUGCAGUCAAUGAUAAAUGGCAGUCUGUAGCGAAAUACCUAGUAGAGGAUACCAGAUUACCUUUGUACUCUGUUUCAUGGCAUGUAGUGACUGGCCUUAUUGCUACCGGCGGUGGCGAUGGAAUGAUCCGGUAA